CUCUCCCAAGGUCUGGGUUCGAAACAAAAUCGAACAUAUUGCCCCUUCUACUUCAAGAUCAUAGCUUUCCGCCAUACCAAGUCCAGCGUCAGCCCCACCAUUCUCCUCUCCAACAUGUACCAGCGCCCGAACAUAAUCAACCAUGGCGUCGGCGCCCAGGGAAACCUUAUCGAUCCCCGCAAAAUCCAGCAGCACUUCGAAGUACUCUUCCUCCUUCCGUCACUCUAUCCCUUUCCUGUAAUUUCUUCAUGA
Linum tenue is the source of this 252-nucleotide messenger RNA. NCBI's taxonomy places the organism in Eukaryota, Viridiplantae, Streptophyta, Magnoliopsida, Malpighiales, Linaceae. The record is from the annotation of a GenBank genome assembly.